Molecule: messenger RNA, 1863 nt
Organism: Centropristis striata (black sea bass)
Lineage: Eukaryota; Metazoa; Chordata; Actinopteri; Perciformes; Serranidae
Gene: slc16a7
Product: solute carrier family 16 member 7
Exons: 5
Coding region: 116-1510 (464 amino acids)
Biological process (GO): transmembrane transport; monocarboxylic acid transport
Cellular component (GO): membrane
Molecular function (GO): monocarboxylic acid transmembrane transporter activity
Source: RefSeq, a predicted model, not a curated record
UGAGAUCAAAAGCCUUAAACCAGGGUCUCUGUGAGGCAACAUAAUCCUGGUACAACAGGGUUCAUAGACUGCGCAGUACGGUGUUUGAGGAUUUUGCAGAGCCGGAGGAUCCAACAUGCCCCCUGCAACAGCAACCAAACUGGGCUACACACCACCAGAUGGAGGCUGGGGCUGGGCUAUUGUCUUUGGGGCUUUCAUCUCCAUAGGAUUCUCCUAUGCCUUCCCCAAGUCCCUCACCAUCUACUUUAAGGAGAUCCAGGAAUACUUUUCAGUUUCCUACAGUGAGAUUGCCUGGCUGUCCUCAGUCAUGCUUGCUUCUAUGUAUGCAGGAGGACCUGUGAGCAGUAUACUUGUCAACAGGUAUGGCAGCAGACCUGUGGUCAUGGUUGGUGGGCUCAUGGUUAGCACUGGCAUGGUGCUUGCCUCCUUUGGCACGUCUAUCAUGCAUCUGUAUCUCUGCGUUGGAGUUAUUGGAGGUUUUGGCCUCGCCUUCAACCUUCAGCCGGCCCUGACGAUCAUAGGUACCUACUUCCAGGUCAAAAGGCCGCUGGCGAACGGGCUCGCCAUGACAGGAAGUCCAGUGGUUCUGUUCACUCUGGCUCCUCUCAAUCAGUUUUUAUUUGAUUCUUUUGGCUGGAGAGGGAGCUUCCUCAUCCUGGGAUCAAUUGUGCUCCACUGCUGUGUAGCCGGCGCUUUGAUGAGACCAGUCAACAAAAAUGCCAAACCCCAACCAAACAGUGAGCCAGCAGAGUGUAACGGGGCAGCCACUGAGGAAGCUGCUCCUUCAGACACCAGUGCACAGUCAGCUAACCUCAUGACUGAAGAAAGCCAAGAUGAGAGCAAGAGUCAGAGCUGUGUGCACAAAUUCAUAGAUCUCUCACUCUUCAAACACAGGGGCUUCCUCAUUUAUCUCAUUGGUAAUGUGGUCAUGUUUUUGGGGUUUUUCGCGCCUGUGGUUUUUCUAGCUCCGUAUGCCAAACAUCAAGGGAUUGAUGAAUAUUCAGCAGCCUUCUUGCUCUCUAUUUUUGCUCUGGUGGACAUGUUUAUCAGACCAGCAACUGGCCUCAUUGGCAACACCAAGUUGGUUCGACCACGGAUCCAAUACUUUUUCAGUUUUGCAGUUUCAUACAAUGGGGUGUGCCACCUUAUAUGCCCAUUGUUACCUGGAUAUGUGGGUCUGGUUGUUUAUGCAGUCUUCUUUGGUUUGGCGUUUGGGAUGCUCUCUGCACUGCUUUUUGAAGUUUUGAUGGAUCUUGUUGGAGCUCAUCGCUUCUCCAGUGCAGUAGGACUUGUCACCAUCAUCGAGUGUGCACCCGUGCUUCUUGGACCUCCACUUUCAGGAGCUCUGGUUGAUCGUUUCGGGGACUACAAAUACAUGUACUACGCAUGUGGAGUGUUCAUGCUGACGCCCGGCAUAUUUUUCUUCAUCAUGCACUAUUAUAACUACAAGAAGCUGGACGAGGAGCGGAGCAAGAGUGCAACUGUGGAGAUGAGGACUUGUACAACUUAGAAUGAGCCCCUAUGGUAAAACUGCACAUGAAACAGAUGGAUGCACUUGCUGACUAUGAAUUUAUUUUAGUGGAUGUAGAAAGAUGACACUGCAAAGGCUCUUUACAGCAGGACAUACAGUAUAUGGAGUAUUGUUAUUGUUGAUGGCACUUCUACUUUGGAGAAGUUGUUGGACUCUGUGGACCUUUUCUACACGGAUCAAUAUUUGGUAUUUUAAUGGUUAUUUUAUAUACAUUAUUGUUAUAUCAUGUGCCAACAACAACUCUAAUGGCCUUAAAACAUCUAGAAAUGCUGCAGUUUCUUCCAAUGCAAUUACCAUAAUGGCUUUAUAGAGUAAUAUUAUUCCUCUUUCUU